This is a messenger RNA of Drosophila rhopaloa, 405 nucleotides long. RefSeq lists its product as uncharacterized. The record is from RefSeq and is a predicted model, not a curated record. The coding region runs from base 19 to 282 and encodes 87 amino acids. Lineage: Eukaryota; Metazoa; Arthropoda; Insecta; Diptera; Drosophilidae. The transcript has a single exon.
GAUCAUCCCUGCAUCAAAAUGCGAGCAGCCAACGGAUUUAGAGUUUCUUUUUUUUUGAUAUUUUUCCUGCUUCUGGUCUUCAGUUUUGGGACGAACUUAGCUGAUGAAGUGGCCAAAGAUGUCGGAUCCCUAGAGCCAAGUAAAUUUACGUUUUGGGAACGUAUUGUGAGCGGUGUGAAGAACUAUCCCUGGAAAACUGAUAAAAUAGAAAAAGAGAGCCCUGAAACUGCCCAAAGAAGAGCCGUUUUUUGGCAACGGCUAACGAUGUCCACGGUUCUUUAAAAAUGCUUGUAAAUUACCAAUAAGUCUAUUGGUUCUGCUUUUAUCUGGGAAUCUACUGUAUCUAUACAACAAUAUUGUGAAAUAAAUAAACAAAUUAUCAAAUACACAUAUGAUAUAGCAAAA